AUGGGUUCAUUUAAUAACACUCUCUUCCAUCCCCACAUGUUCCUCCUUCUGGGCAUCCCUGGGCUGGAAAAUAUGCAUCUUUGGAUUGGCUUUCCUUUCUUUGUUGUGUUCUUGACAGCUAUACUUGGGAAUAUCAUCAUUCUUUAUGUGAUUCACUCUGAGAGUAGUCUCCAUCAGCCCAUGUUCUACUUCCUGGCUAUUCUAUCAUCUGCCGACCUGGGCCUGUCCACAUCCACCAUCCCCAAGAUGCUUGGCAUCUUCUGGUUCAACCUGCGGGAAAUUGCCUUUGAGGGAUGCCUCGUCCAGAUGUUCUUCAUACACCUGUGCACUGGCAUGGAGUCAGGUGUGCUCGCAGCCAUGGGCUAUGAUCGCUACGUGGCCAUCUGUAACCCUCUUCGCUACACACUGGUGUUGAAAAACAAGGUGGUGUUCACUAUCGCAUGGGUAAUUCUACUGAAACCAUUUUCUUUGUCCGUACCCUUUAUUAUACUCAUCCUACAGUUACCUUUUUGUGGACACCAAAUAAUACCACAUACUUACUGUGAACAUAUGGGCAUUGCCCGCCUGUCUUGUGCCAGCAUCAGGGUCAACAUGAUUUAUGGCUUAUUUACCAUUUCUACUCUCAUGUUGGACAUUGUAGCCAUUGUCAUUUCUUAUGUCCAGAUCCUCCGUGCUGUAUUUCGACUGUCUUCCCACAAUGCCCGACUGAAGGCACUCAGCACCUGUGGCUCUCAUGUGUGUGUUAUGUUGACUUUCUACUCUCCUGCAUUUUUUUCAUUCAUGACCCAUAGAUUUGGCUCCAAUAUACCACGCUACAUUCACAUCCUUUUAGCCAAUUUCUAUGUAGUCAUUCCCCCUGCUCUCAAUCCCAUAAUUUAUGGUGUUAGAACUAAACAGAUUAGAGAAAAGGUACUAAAAAUGUUUUCCAAGAGAUAA
Molecule: messenger RNA, 936 nt
Organism: Tupaia belangeri chinensis (Chinese tree shrew)
Lineage: Eukaryota; Metazoa; Chordata; Mammalia; Scandentia; Tupaiidae
Product: olfactory receptor 52E1
Exons: 1
Coding region: 1-936 (311 amino acids)
Biological process (GO): G protein-coupled receptor signaling pathway
Cellular component (GO): plasma membrane
Molecular function (GO): olfactory receptor activity; G protein-coupled receptor activity
Source: RefSeq, a predicted model, not a curated record